CCCCUCCGGUCGGGAACACCCUGCCUGUGGAUUUCUGCCUUCAGACGGUGCCGAGACGCGCCGACGUGCACGCGUGCGGUUCCUGCUCGCACCGGACGCCCGCUCCCCUCCAGCCUCCCCGCGCUCCCGGCGGCUCCGCACCGCUGUCGCCAGGGUUCUGACUGCGGGAGGCGGCGCUGGACGGACACGGAGGCGAUGCCAGCGCCGAAAGCCCGAAGCCGCCGUCAUCAGAGCGUUAGCGAAACGGGGGCACCGCGAGGGACUAUGUAGUUCGUUCCUGCGCCGUCCAAAGUGUCUGCGGCUGCUCACGGGUCGGUCCGACAGACGGGGCGAUGGAGGAGGCCGAGGAGGACCUGAACCUGUCCUUCCUGCUGGACCACGAAAGGCACACGAUCCUGCGGGUGCUGCAGAAGGACGAGAAGUUGAGGAAGCGAGAGGAGAGGAGGAUCCGGAAACUGAAGAACGAGCUGCUGGAGAUGACCAAGAAAGGCGCUCGGCAGUCGCAGGAGCGCGGCGAGCGCCGCUGCGGCCGCUGCAUGAAGCGCUUCGGCCUGAUCUUCGACCGCGGGGACGCGUGCGACGACUGCGGGCUGCGCGUGUGCAACGAGUGCCGCGUGGCGGCGCCCGACGGACGCCACUGGAAGUGCAAAGUCUGCGCCAAGAUCACGGAGCUGAAGGUGGUGACGGGAGAGUGGUUCAUAGAGGAGAGGUCCAAGCGCUUCGAGGGAGAAGCGCCGAGCAGCGACGUGGUGAAGCAGAGCAUCCUGAACGCCCCGAGCCAAGACGCCGACAAGAACUGCGACAGCGUCAAGACGGAGAAGCCGGAGAGGCCGGACGCCAGCAGGAACGCAGUCUUCAGCGCUGCGGACGGGGUCAAGAAGAAAGGGAAGCUGAAGAUGAAGUUGGAGAAAGUAACCGGCCGAUCCGCCUUGAAGCCGGGGAACGGAGCGAGUGCUGCUCCCAAGUCCGUUUCCGACGGUGACGCUCAAAGUGUACGAAGCGGCCGCUCUGCUCCGAGUCCACGUUCAAACAGGGGCGGUGCGGCGGCGGCCUCAGAGGUUGUGCCCAACAACCAGGUUUCCCAGAAUCUGGACCGAUCAGCUGAUCCCAACGGCAGCCGCAGGAUCAGGCCCGACGGAGCCGAGAGCGUUGACGGGUCACUCCCCGGCGCCGACCUGCCGGAGAAGAAGGCCCCCGGCCACCAGCGGACCCACUCGGGCACCCCCACCAUCUCCGUGUCCAGGGCCUCGGUGUCAUCAGAUCACAGCCGCUCGGAGAUGGACCUGUCGGCGUCGGGCGGCGACGCCAGCGAGGACGCCCCGAGUCUGCGCAGCCGCUCGGUGCCGGGACUCAACGAAUCCGAGUUCUCCGACGAGGACGCGGAGGAGGACAUCGACGCCCUGAUGUCGGCCCACAGCAACGUGGCCGGACGGCGCCUCAGCAGCGCGGUGUCGACGUCCUCGACUCCUGGCUCAGAGAGGCGGUGGGGGCAUCUCAACAUUCCUGACUCGGAUGCUGAGACUAGCAGCCUAAACAGCAUGAUGAGCAUGUACAGCGAGACCGGCGACUACGGAAACGCCAGGGUGAGCGGCGAGAUCCUGCUGAACAUCAGCUACAGCUACAAGACCGGCGCCCUCAACGUGCUGGUGAAGGAGUGUCACAACCUGGCGACGGGAGACGAGCGGAGGCAGCGCACGGACGCCUACGUGAAGACCUACCUGCUGCCUGAUACGUCGCGGCAGAGCAAGAGGAAAACCAGCAUCAAGCCCAACUCCAUCAACCCGCUGUUCAACGAGAACCUGAGGUACGUGAUCAGCCACUCGCAGCUGGAGACGCGGACGCUGCAGGUCUCCGUGUGGCACCACGACCGCUUCGGGCACAACAGCUUCCUGGGGGAGGUGGAGCUGAGCUUCGACUCCGGGGAGCUGGACUGCAAGCGCGAGGAGUGGUUUUCGCUGCAGCCGAGGGUGGAGAGCAGCGCAGACGCCACGAUGCCUUAUAAAGGAGAGCUGACGGUCGUGUUGAAGUACAUACCUGCUGAGAAGAACCUCAUGCUUCCUCUGGACCAGAUACAAGGCCCCGUAGUUCCGGCCUCUGUAGAGCCGGCUGCCUCUGGAUUUUCCAAUAGGAUUAAUAAAGAUUCCGUGAAGAAAAGUUUCCUGAAAGGCAAGAAGAUGAGCAGCUUCACUCUGCCUAAAGGGGGCAUGGUGGAGCUUCUGGUCAAAGGAGCCAAGAACCUCACCGGCGUCAAGUCCGGAGGCACCUCGGAUCCUUUCGUCAAAGGAUACCUGCUGCCCGACAGCAACAAGUCGACCAAGCACAAGACCGCGGUGGAGCGCCGCACCGUGAACCCUCAGUGGAACCACACCUUCACCUACUGUGGCCUGCAGCCCGGAGACCUCAACAACGUCUGCCUGGAGCUCACGGUGUGGGACAAGGAGGCCCUGGCCAGCAACGUCUUCCUGGGAGGAGUCAGGCUGGGAGCUGGCACAGGUAAAAGCUACGGGAACGAGGUGGACUGGAUGGACUCGUAUGGGGAGGAGCAGCGCGUGUGGCAGCGCAUGAUCGAAAACCCAGAGGUCCCUCAGGAGUGCACCCUGAUGCUGCGCUCCAGCAUGCGCAAGCUCAGCGCCUGAGGCCCGGAGGAGGAGGCGUUCUGUGUAGAUCAGCCACACACACACACACACACACACACACACACACACACACACACAGUCCUGAGAAGAACCUGAAUCUCCACUAGCACUCUGUGACUCCUGCACCAGUCGUCGCUGCGCGUUGUUACAGUAGCACGGAUCCGUUCCCAGUGUCCACUGGUCUGAAGCACACGGUCAUGCUGGGAUUCAUCUCUCACGUGGAAAGUGACCACAGCGCAAUGGGACGACUUCCACAGGCGCAGCUGAGUUCUACUGAGGCUUCGACAUGACGAGUCUACGAACGGCCUGCAACUUUAGUCAUUGGUUUUCAGUUGCCUUCAGUUAUGUUUUUAAGAUACACUAGUUGUUUUCAGGUCAUUUUCAAUGAACAAACUUUUUAAAACGUGAUCGACAAAGUCAUGCAUCCUUGUUACAAAAGCCGUCAGGUGUCGAGUCAUUUGAGAUCUAAUAAUUUUAGAGAGAAUUUAGUCGUUAAAAUAUUUAAAGUUCUAAAAAUCUAAGUUUUUGGCAAAUUUUCGUUCCUCUGUUGAAAUCUACUGCAAUGUGCAAGAAGCCCAAAAACAAUUAAGGUUUGUCCCAACGAGACACUCAUUUUGGGUUUCCGGUGGUUUUUAUGAACCGUAUAGAGGAAGGGGCAGAUGUUUGUCCAGGCGGAGGCUCCAGCGCUGCUGGCAUGACUGUAACCGUGACCUGUAGUUACUUUCCACCGCUGCUGAAAUAAACCUGUGGCACAAAUUCUGGACCGUUUAUCCCUUUUUAGACUAGUUUCAAUGUGAAUUUACAUAACACUGUAUCAGUGUGAUGAUGCAUGACGACCAUUAGGGCACAGAGAACAGACGAGGCGAAGCUCUGGCUCUGACGUGAUUGACGCUCAGCGCGUGCUUGGAAGCGUUCCCAGGGGGCCGCGUGUUCUGGGGCGAGUCUGCUCCGUGGUCCCGGACCCCCACGGCUCCACGUCCUCUGACGGAUCGCCUGCUUCUAAACGGUUCAAGUUACAGCUCGUAGAAACAUUGUUCUUGUCGAAUGCCGAUUCGUGCACUUGUCCUUGGCCCAGAGUAGAACAAUCUCGCACUGCGUGAUUAUAGUAAUAAAUAAUACACGGUGUUCGUUGUACAUCAUUUAGACGAGAGGCUUGUGCAAUACAUGGUCACAGAAGAAAACUAUUGAUGUACAGCAUGUACCUUCGCUCCUUUGUCUGGUCUUCAAGCAUCAGGUUCAUUGUACUCGAGCUCAUUUUGUCCCAAAUGUGUUAUGGAAUAUUUUGAAAUAAAAACAUAUUUCAAUAAA
Betta splendens (Siamese fighting fish) is the source of this 3944-nucleotide messenger RNA. RefSeq names its product synaptotagmin-like 5 (gene sytl5). Gene Ontology annotation, cellular component: plasma membrane; exocytic vesicle. Lineage: Eukaryota; Metazoa; Chordata; Actinopteri; Anabantiformes; Osphronemidae. The transcript has 19 exons. The coding region runs from base 333 to 2636 and encodes 767 amino acids. The record is from RefSeq and is a predicted model, not a curated record. Gene Ontology annotation, molecular function: small GTPase binding; neurexin family protein binding; phospholipid binding. Gene Ontology annotation, biological process: intracellular protein transport; exocytosis.